AUGGUGGGUGCGAAGGCCCCUCUCGCUAGCGUGUGGAGGGAAGUCCAGGGCGCCGACGACUGGGAGGACCUCGUGGAGCCGCUGCAUCCCCUCCUCCGCGAGGAGAUCGUGCGGUACGGCGAGCUCGUCGCCGCGUGCUACAAGGCCUUCGACCUCGACCCGAGCUCGAAGCGCUACCUGAACUGCAAGUACGGCAAGAACAGUAUGCUCCGGGAGGUCGGGAUGGCGGGCUCGGGCUACAAGGUCACCAAGUACAUCUACGCGACCCCCGACAUCAGCAUCCCCACCCAGAGCGGCACCUGCCGCAGCCGGUGGAUCGGGUACGUCGCCGUCUCCGGCGACGAGGAGGUGAGGAGCCUCGGAAGGAGAGACAUCCUGGUGUCCUUCCGGGGAACGGUGACCAACACCGAGUGGAUCGCCAACUUCAUGAGCUCGCUCACUCCCGCAAGAUUAGACCCCCACGACCCCCGCCCCGACGUGAAGGUCGAAUCCGGCUUCCUCAGCCUCUACACAUCAGAUGAUAGCAGCUGCAAGUUCAGCAGUGGCAGCUGCAGAGAACAGCUGCUAUCCGAGGUCUCUCGGAUUGUUAACAAGUACAAGGAUGAGGAGCUGAGCAUCACGUUGGCCGGACACAGCAUGGGAAGCUCUCUAGCUCUUCUACUGGGCUACGACCUCGCCGAGCUUGGAUUGAAUAGAGAUGCAUCCAACCGAGAGGUGCCCAUCACGGUGUACUCGUUUGGUGGCCCGAGGGUCGGCAAUUCCGGCUUCAAGGAGAGGUGCGACGAGCUCGGUGUGAAGGUAUUGAGAGUGGUGAAUGUCAACGAUCCCGUCACGAAGUUGCCCGGCGUUUUUCUCAACGAGAACCUCCGGGUCCUGGCGGGGAGAUUCGAGCUUCCAUGGAGCUGCUCCUGCUAUGCUCAUGUGGGAGUCGAACUGGCUCUCGACUUCUUUAAGAUGAAGAAUCCUGCAUGCGUUCAUGACUUGGAUGCUUACAUCGGGCUAUUGAAGUGCCCGAAGAUGGCACAGGUUAAGAAGGAUGGGGAGAAUCUUCUCAACAAGGCAAAGAAAUAUCUAGGCUCACAAAAGCUCAACGUGUGGCAGUGGGAAGAAGCUGCAAGGCAUGUUGGUGACUUGGUGCAAUCUCUGAGAAUAUAAGGCCUAACAAAUUAAAACCAAGGCUCCAUAGCAGAUGAUCUCCUCAUCCCUGUACAUUUCACAUACA
Messenger RNA from Phoenix dactylifera (date palm), 1222 nucleotides. Its product is annotated as galactolipase DONGLE, chloroplastic. The record is from RefSeq and is a predicted model, not a curated record. Gene Ontology annotation, molecular function: glycerophospholipid phospholipase A1 activity. Gene Ontology annotation, biological process: lipid metabolic process. Lineage: Eukaryota; Viridiplantae; Streptophyta; Magnoliopsida; Arecales; Arecaceae. Gene Ontology annotation, cellular component: chloroplast.